This is a messenger RNA of Alternaria alternata, 1991 nucleotides long. RefSeq lists its product as hypothetical. The record is from RefSeq and is a predicted model, not a curated record. Bases 258 to 1739 code for a protein of 493 amino acids. Gene Ontology annotation, cellular component: nuclear membrane; nuclear envelope. The transcript is spliced from 3 exons. Gene Ontology annotation, biological process: nuclear envelope organization; lipid homeostasis. Lineage: Eukaryota; Fungi; Ascomycota; Dothideomycetes; Pleosporales; Pleosporaceae.
GUCAAGCCACGAAGUCUCUGAUAUGUGACUUUCACUAUCUCUCUGUCGGGAUACAAAUAACCAUUAUCCUUCUCUGCUAGACUAGCCAAAGUCACAAAGUUAUUUGCAACUGUACUCAGCUUAAUCGGGACUAGCGCCGGAAGUCCGCAACGUGGGAACCUAGAAACCCAAGUGUUGAUCAACAACAGCGAGACAGGUCACGACGUACGCAACGAGCCCAUUCUUCAACCCGUCCUACCCUGUCGCCGGCAAACACAAUGUCGCGAAGCCACCGCCCUUCUACCACGCCUAUGGACUUUGAGUGGACGAAUCAAACAGGGCCCAUCGACUCUCAAUCGCCGUUCCUAGCAGCCAGCCAGCAGAAGAAGCGUCCCCACUCAGUACUAGACUCCCCCUCGAAAGGCGGUUUCGCGACACCAAAUCGGCUGCGCGACCCUGACAACCGCAUGACAUACUUCAGCCGCGAUCCCAGCAAGCCAUUACCCUCAACACCAGCGUCUUCGGUGCCGGCACACAUACAACCGAGCCCCUGGUCUAUGCGAACGCCCUCACACGACAUCGACUUCAGCUCCGGUGGAGAGACACCCGGCACGCCCCAAGUAGACAGCGACCCCGGCACACCAGACACGCAAUUGGCGAGCAAGAUGGGGCGGCUAGGCAAUGGCGAUGCCAAAGGCGCUCGGCGAGAAAGCUGGUUCAAGCGAACCUUCAUGUCAAGUCCAAGCCCCACCAAGGAACCCCGCGACAAGGACAUGUCGCAAAAGUACUAUUCCAAGAAGGCUGAGAACCGUAUAGUCAAGCGCCGGUCAGAGCGAUCGCGGUCAAAGAAACGCGCUGCCAUACACGACGACGACGGUGACGAUUCGGACAACGAACGAACACGCCCACCGGUUCCAGCAAAGGAGGCGGGGCCUGUCCAGCAGACUUUCGCCAUGACUGUGGGCGGCUUCCUCUCGUGGGUUGAAGCGCAUCCCAACCUUCCAUCCGUACUAUCUUACUACCUCCAACUCACCGUCAACAUGUUCCUCGGCAGCCUCUUCAUCUACAUUGUCUACUCCGCCUGGGCUGGCGUCAUGACAGACGUCGACAUAGAAUCCUCAAAACACGCAUCCGAAGUAAUGGUCGAAAUUGCGGCCUGCGCUCUAGAGUACAAUCGUAACCGCUGUCGACCCGAAGAAGUCGUGCCAGCCAUGGAGAAGGCGUGCGGUGUCUGGGAGACGUGUAUGAAUCGCGAUCCGAAAAAGGUUGCACGCGCGACCGUGACAGCGAAGACGUUCGCCAUGAUCUUCAACUCUUUCGUGGAAGAGUUCAGCUACAAGUCAAUGAUAUUCACAGCCAUCGUCAUCUUCGGCGGCUUCAACCUCUCAAACUGGGCAUUCGGCCUCCUUCGCUCGCAACAGCAGCAAACACAAGCCCAUCACCAUCAACAACCACAGCCGAACGAUUUCGUACCACAAACCCCGCACAGAGUAACCAGCGGUGGGUACAUGCAGAAUCACGAGAACUUCCCUCCACCGAGUGGCAACUACCAAAGCUACCAGCAGAAUUGGCAGCAAAUACCUCAAUAUCAGCAACAGCACACACCGUACCAGAGCAAUACGCCAUACUCGCAAAGACACAUUGAGGCGCCGCCACUGGUUCAUGCGCACACUAUGCCUGCUUUACCUAGUUCGGCACAAGAAGGAGCGCCUGUGCUGGAUGGUGGCAAAACACCACGGAAACGGGGACUGUUCCGAUAACCGCUCUUUAUCAUAACGAUUUUACUUGAACGUCUUGGUCUUUGUCUGGAUAAGCGUAUUCUUCAUUUCGAUUUCAACUUCUUAGUAUGGUCGUAGGGUAGCCAUCGGUUUGGGUCGGGUCAAAAUGGGUCGGCGAAGCCGGUGUAACACACUUGAAUGUUAUGAUUGUUUAUGUAUCUUCUACUGCUUUCCCUUGUACUCUGUCUUCUUCAAGUUGAUGGUCAAGCAUUCUUUACUCCAUCACCAAGUUUC